Molecule: messenger RNA, 546 nt
Organism: Fonsecaea multimorphosa CBS 102226
Lineage: Eukaryota; Fungi; Ascomycota; Eurotiomycetes; Chaetothyriales; Herpotrichiellaceae
Exons: 1
Coding region: 1-546 (181 amino acids)
Molecular function (GO): acyltransferase activity, transferring groups other than amino-acyl groups
Source: RefSeq, a predicted model, not a curated record
AUGGCUGAAGAGGUAGCCAGCUUUUCCAUAAAUCCCGUGCGACUUCCAAGCGACCUGUCAGAUACCAUUGCUCUCUUUUAUGCCUAUGCUGAGUCGUUAGGCUUCGACCUAUCUUUCCAAAAUUUUGACGACGAAAUGGCGGGAAUGCCAGGGAAGUAUUCCCCUCCGCAAGGAGAAUUGCUCUUGGCCCGGAACGAGGCUGGGCUCGCUAUCGGAUGUGUCGGGCUGCGGCCUCUCCCCUCUACUGAAGUGGGAGGUAAGAUAUGCGAGAUGAAGCGCCUGUACGUCACGCCAGCGGGGCGAGGGACUGGAGUCGGCAAAGCCCUGGCCUCCGCCGUCAUUGCCGUAGCAGAGAAGCUUGGGUACGAUGAAAUGAGGCUGGACACCCUGCCGAGCAUGACCACAGCAUUAAGGAUGUACCGCCACUUCGGGUUCCAAAACAUCGCCGCAUAUUAUGAGACACCUCUGGAAGGGACUCAUUUUCUCAGCCUGAAGCUGCCAAGGGAGGCAAAAGAGCGAACCCGAACCGAAAGUAGGAAUAGUUGA